Molecule: messenger RNA, 2007 nt
Organism: Peniophora sp. CBMAI 1063
Lineage: Eukaryota; Fungi; Basidiomycota; Agaricomycetes; Russulales; Peniophoraceae
Source: the annotation of a GenBank genome assembly
AUGGCCAUUACACGUCACGCAAGCGGUCGAUUCAACGUCGCCACGGCUUAUGUGCUCGCGCCAGUCCCGCAGAUUCAAACGACCUAUGAGCAGACCCGGACUCUCCUACCGCUGCUGCUCUGGUUGAAUGCGCGCUACGACUGGACGUACCCGGAGCUGGACUUGUGGCAGGUUGCUGCACGGGAAGCGCGAGGGAGGGAUUUCGUUGGCUUUGCCAAAGCGGUAGAAUUCGACGCUUGCUCCAAGAAACGCAUCGUCUGUAGGAUGGUGCGGGAAUCGUAUGCUAUGGCAGCGGGUGAUAUGGGUGUCGGACGGCACUCUGUACGACUUGAUGUUACGUUUAGAUCGCUCAAUCUGGCCAUGCAAUGCUCGAACAGCGCCCAUGUUGGCAACGGCGAUGAAGCCCGUCCUCGACAGUCUCCACGACAAGACGGCGAACCGACUCCAAUGUCUCCCUUCGACCUACCCCACACCUUCAGGAGGGACAUCCGCGAGAACUACAUACACGAUCGAGCAAUACCAGCGAACACGACCGUGUUUCCUCAUGAGCCCACGACGGAGCCUGGUGAAAAGGAGCCGUUGGGAGACUGGGAACCCUUCACCCACCCUUCGGGAUAUUUAUAUUUCUACCAUCAGAAGAAGAGAAUCUGGACAACCACGUAUAUGUACAGCCGACCUCAUCACCGACAGAUCGAGGAGUGUGUGUCCUUCCUGGAGAGUCAACGGACGGAUUUUGACGCCCACUCGUCACGUUACGAAUGUGUUGUUAAUGCGACCCGAGAAGGACGACCCGGUCAAGAAGAGUAUUACGUGAAGACUUACUACUACAUCGACCAUGAUACUCGCUCCGUCUUUUGGCUGCACGAGAACAAACUUCGCCGCGAAUUAGGCUCCAUGCCAGGAUCGCUGUCGAUGGACCAUAUCUAUCAUAGGAUUCAGGAGCUCUACUGGCGUCACAUCUAUCUCUUCCCCCAUGCAGAUCGAAGUUCUCAGUUCACAAAGGAAUUGCUACUCGGGCUACUCGACUGUGUUGUAUUCAACUCACAGGACUGCUCCGUCUUCUCUCACAGCACCUGUAUGUACACCACGACGCAGUUGGAUCGGAUGCGGGAUGUCAUUCAAGGCGCGUGCAAGCGACUGCGGGCUGGAGAUCCACUCUCGCCAGAUCUAUGUUCCAGUCUUGCUUGCAUCCACAUGUGCAUGGCCAGACAACGGUUUUACCAUAUGCAUGGCCAACCAUAUGCACGUUUGUGCUCUAAAGCGAGCAUAUUCACUCGCGACACUUCCUGGUUGUCACCUUCCCUUGCCAACAGCGCUUUCUUCAUCUUGAACUUCGCCCUCCUGGGAGAACCGAUCGCCGUUCUGAGGGAGUUGGAAGCCAUCACGGUGGAUGGUAUGGUACUACUGCAUGACCGCAAGAAGCUGCUGGUGCGAUUAUUUGCUCAAUGGGGUCAGCUACUGGUUUUAGGGACCGUUAUGUUGGCAGUCAACAUGUCUUUGCUUGCCAUACCAGAUAUCUUCUCUGAGGGCGGUAGAGAAGAAGGCGCUCCGACGUCCAAACUAUACGUGUAUCUCAGCGUAACUUUCAGCCUCGCCAGCAUUACGGCAGCAUUGGCCCACAUCCGGUACACGCCUAUCGACAAAGAUCCGGCAAUAGAUGUCAUGGCACCUUAUAACGACCUCCAUUGGUUGGGACCACGUUCACUCGCCCUCCUGUGCAGCACGCCCUUCGCAUUUCUAUUGAUGUCAAUGAUCAUGUUUGUUCUGGCAAUCUUUGCUGCGCCGGUUUCUCCGAUCAGCAUCGCCGUGGGGUCUAUUCUCAUGGAGGCAUACUUCGUGAUCCUCAUGGUGAACUUCUGCGUGACUUUGUAUCAUCAGCCACGUCCUGAUUGGGUAGAACGGUACAUCGUACCACUUGCCACGAAGAUUUGGCGAGUGUAUCCGAAUACUAAACGAAGGCAACUGCGUCGGAGCAAUUCUACGGAGAUGGAGCAUCCAGGACCUUGA